Trichomycterus rosablanca is the source of this 3991-nucleotide messenger RNA. RefSeq names its product lysyl oxidase-like 2a (gene loxl2a). Gene Ontology annotation, biological process: sprouting angiogenesis; collagen fibril organization; peptidyl-lysine oxidation. The transcript is spliced from 14 exons. NCBI's taxonomy places the organism in Eukaryota, Metazoa, Chordata, Actinopteri, Siluriformes, Trichomycteridae. Gene Ontology annotation, molecular function: copper ion binding; protein-lysine 6-oxidase activity. The record is from RefSeq and is a predicted model, not a curated record. The coding region runs from base 323 to 2545 and encodes 740 amino acids. Gene Ontology annotation, cellular component: membrane.
GCGAGUGCGAGUGUGAGUGUGUGUGUGUGUGUGUGUGUGUGUGUGAGAGAGAGUCAGUGAGGAGGGGUUAUUAGGAUGAAGGGGCGGCCGAAUUGUCCAGGUUUUCCCCAAAUAGGAGGAGCAGCAGUGAGGAGGGGUAAGAGUGGUGGGAGCCAGUACAGCUCUGGAACUCUGGAACUCUGGAACACUGGAACUCUGGAACUCUGGAACACUGGAACAGUGAGGAACACGAACUGAAGAACAGAGGAACAGAGGAACAGUGAGGAACAUCUGCUACACUGAGUCUUCAUUCAGGUCCCGGCUGCUGUACCCGUGUGUAACCAUGGUGACCUGGAGGUCGUACCCGGUGCCCGUGGUGCUGUGUGUGUUGGUGAUGUGUGUGUCUGUGAGUGUGUGUGAGACGGUCCGGGUGAGGCUGGCGGGUGAGAAGCGUAAACACUACGAGGGCAGAGUGGAGAUGCUCUACAGCGGCGCCUGGGGGACGGUAUGUGACGAUGACUUCGACAUGAACGCCGCGCACGUGGUGUGUCGACAGCUCGGCUUCCUCGGCGCCGUGUCCUGGUCACCAUCGGCCAAGUUCGGCCGAGGAGAGGGUCCUAUAUGGUUGGAUAACGUACACUGUACGGGACGCGAGGCGUCGAUCUCAGAGUGCCGCUCUAACGGGGUCGGGGUUUCGGACUGUAAACACUCGGAGGACGUCGGGGUCGUGUGUACGCAGAAACGCAUUCCGGGGCACAAACACAUCCCCGCCGGGGGCAACGAGGUCGAGACCCUGGACGUUCGCGUGGAGGACAUCCGAAUCCGAGCCACCUACUCCCACCGUAAGCGUGUUCCCAUCACCGAGGGCUUUGUGGAAGUGAAGGAUGAUGGGAAGUGGAGGCAGAUCUGUAACGAGAACUGGAAUCAGAUGAACAGCCGGGUGGUUUGUGGAAUGUACGGCUUUCCCGGCGUCAAGAGCUUCAACGUUAAAGCCUACAGGUUGCUCUCUCAGCGCAGGAAGAAGAAUUAUUUCGGGUUCUUGGUGAACUGCACGGGAAACGAGGCCAAUCUGACCGACUGCAGGCUGGGCAAAGCUCUGAAGAUAGAGAAGAACCAGAACGGCACGUGUACCCGCGGGAUGCCCGCUGUCAUCAGCUGUGUUCCGGGGAGGGCGUUCGCUCCUACACAGAACUCUGGGUUCAGGAAGGCCUACAGACCAGAGCAACCCCUGGUGCGACUGCGGGGCGGGGGUAACCUGGGCGAGGGCCGGGUGGAGGUGUUGAAGAACGGCGUUUGGGGAACCGUGUGUGAUGAUAACUGGGAUCUGAAAGCUGCCGGCGUGGUGUGUCGAGAGCUCGGGUUUGGUUCUGCUAAAGAGGCGCUGACCGGAGCACGCAUGGGUCAAGGUAUGGGAUCGGUACACAUGAACGAGGUGGAGUGUUCAGGGUUCGAGAAGUCUCUGACCGAGUGUUACUUUAAUAAAGAAGCUCUGGGCUGCAGUCAUGAGGAGGACGCCGCCGUCAGGUGUCACGUUCCAGCCAUGGGCUUCCACAACCAGAUGCGUCUGACCGGAGGCAGGAACCCGUACGAGGGUCGGGUGGAGGUGCUGGUUCAGAGGAACGGCUCGGCGGUCUGGGGGACGGUGUGCAGCGAGAGCUGGGGAAUGAUGGAGGCCAUGGUGGUGUGCAAACAGCUCGGACUCGGCUUCGCUAACCACGCCUUCCAGGAGACCUGGUACUGGCAGGGUGACGUCAGUGCUGAUUCGGUGGUGAUGAGCGGGCUCCGGUGUGCCGGUACUGAGCUGAGCCUCUCCCAGUGUCUUCAUCAUGGAAAACACAUCAGCUGCUCCAGAGGAGGAGGACGAUUCGCUGCUGGAGUCUCCUGCACCCACAGUGCUCCGGACCUGGUCCUGAACGCGGAGGUGGUGGAGCAGACCACGUACCUGGAGGACCGGCCCAUGUACGCCCUGCAGUGCGCCCUGGAGGAGAACUGCCUGUCCAGCAUGGCUAACGGGAUCGACGCCGCCUCGUACCGCCGCCUGCUACGCUUCUCCUCUCAGAUCCACAACAACGGCCACAGCGACUUCAGACCCCGGACCGGGCACCACGCCUGGGUGUGGCACGAGUGCCACAGGCAUUACCACAGUAUGGAGGUUUUCACUCAUUAUGAUCUGCUGAGUGUAAACGGCACCAAAGUAGCUGAAGGUCACAAAGCCAGUUUCUGUCUGGAGGACACAGAGUGUGAUGAAGGUAUACAGAAGCGGUACGCGUGUGCUAAUUUCGGACAGCAGGGGAUCACAGUGGGCUGCUGGGAUACGUACAGGCACGACAUCGACUGCCAGUGGAUCGACAUCACUCAUGUCAAACCUGGGGAUUACAUCUUCCAGGUCGUAAUCAAUCCUAAUUAUGAGGUAGCAGAGUCUGAUUACACCAAUAACAUCAUGAGGUGUAAAUGUCGGUAUGAUGGAUAUCGGAUAUGGACGUACAACUGUCACACAGGAGGGUCCAGAAGUUCAGACUUUGAGGAUUUCACAGGAAUUAUGACCAACCAGAUCCAGCGCAGGUAGAAAAAUGCAGCGAACGAGAAGAACGUGAAGCGUGAAGAGGAGCUCGGCUGGAUUUCUAGCGCAACACCAACCACUAAAUGAGAGAACGGAGACCGCGGACGCUAAAGUGAACCCAGCAAUCCUUCUUCAUUCAAUUAAAGUCUUACAUCAAUUCCUCUUUAUUCCCUUCAGAUUAGGGCACAUGUACUGUACUACAUAUGAGACACUUGAAAUUAGGCAUGUGCCGGCCGAUAACGAGCUUCCGUAUCACAUUUAUCAGUGAACAGUCGAUUACCAGCGCAGACGCACUUCUCGAUAAAAAAACACGUCCACUUAUCUUCAUUUAGAAAAUAAACCAAAAGUAGAAUUUGACCAGGAACGUCCAAACUUUUGUAUAAGUGCGCAUCACCUCACUGUGAGCUUGUCGGACGUCCCAUUAAAAACAAACUGUAUUAAAACAGAGUGAUCAUUUUAGCUAGAACCAGAAGAAGCAUGUCUGUGGGAAUUUGUGCCUGUUUAGUCAAAAUAUGACAACAUUUGUAUGGCUGGGCACUGACUGAUCAGCCGAUGUUCCGAUUCAUCCCAGUGCUUUUUAAGUGGAGGGACACUAAAGUUUCUUGAUUCAUGUCUUUAUAGAGCUUGCUUCAUGCUGGAACAAGUGAGGGACUUCCCUAAACUGUUGCUGCAAAGUUGGAAGCAUAUGAUUUCCUUUAUAUGAUUGAUUUAUUACAGUUGUUGUGGCUGAAACAUGUCAAUUCCAAAAUUAGUCCAUAUAUUGUGUUUAUUUUAAGGUUUUUGAUUACAUUUGGAUUAUUGGGGGUUUUGUUGUUUUCAGUUUAAGUUUCUGUGGUUUGUGUUUAGGUGUAAAACGUUUUUAAAGCGAUUUAUUUUUUUAUAAAAAUGUCACUGAUACACGAGACGUUUAGCCCUUUAAAUUUGGUGUAAGUAAUACCGCUGGUAUCUGACGGGUUCUGAGGUAAACAAUGAGUUAAAAACACGUUCGGAACAUUAAUAUCGUCUCAGUACAUACAUGGUACAUUUAAAUAAUCGCAAUAUUUCUUAGUAUCGAUUUUCCGGCACAUGCCUACUUGAAAAUGAGCUUUAAUUUCUGUUCUGCUUCGUGUCACAGUGAAUCACGCUAGCAUAGCAUAAACACAGUUAGCGCUUUAGCAUGUUAGCUUUAUAUUUACAAGCUUUGCGUUGCAUGUUUUUAUAAAAUGUUCCAGGUUUUAUAAGAACGGAUCCUAAACGGCGCUGGUUAUUUUUCAUUCAGCACGUUGAGUAAUUUAUUACAGCCAGUCAGGGAUUUUUCUUCUUCAUUCUGUGCAAUGUGAAUGUAAACGCGAACCUGGUGCCGUUUUGUAAACGAGGUCCUCAGUUUUACGAGGUCGUUCACAUCAUGAUCUGUUCACAUGUACCAUUCACUCGGUGCCUCGUUUUAAUACAAUAAAAUAUAUAUUUAUGAGA